GUGAUGUGUCGCCGUGGCGUUUAUAGAUACGGAACAAUACAUUCUGAAAAUCUUUUGUUUUUCAAGCUAACCUAGCUAGCUACCCUCCGUACGUGUAGCUCCUUCGUCUGCAGAGGAAUGUUAGCGUCAAACUCUUCUCUGAACUGGAUGUUUCCAUCGGCCUUUCUUACAACCUACAUAACGUGGUGGAACGUUAAAAAUCGACUGAAAUGUUAGUGUAUUUCGUCACAAACUGAGUUCCACCAUCAGGCAGAAUGAGUCUGUUCGGCUCUCGGAACUGGCUCACGCUGCUGGUUAACGUUACCGCCCACUGUGAUGAAUUUUUGUGAGAGGCGACUGUAGAUGAUACAGUUUAAAUGUUAAAACUACUUCAUAACAAAAACUGCUUUUACGUUUGCAGUGCACCGUGACAAUAAUCGCCUCCCUCGGGCUGUAAAAUUAGUUUGUGUGGCGUCUCAUGAUGCAUUGGCUUCCACUUGCACGUCUGGCAGUAUAAAGUUGGUAGGUUUUUGAAUUGUGUUCGGUAGUGACCUGGUCUGUCCCUGUUUUCCAGAGUUCACUAGCGUCGUCAUAACUGCCAACGAACCCAGGUUGUCCAACUGAACGCUUGCGGGUAUUACCCAACAAGCUUGCUAACUAUUGGACUCUAACACUGGAUAGUUAUUGACAUGGUUGUGUUGUAAAGCUCGGUAGACUUAAGGAAGCGAUGUGAUGCUAGCAGCUGUAACUGACAGUAACUCUGCUUUUGUCCUUCAGCCAGCCGCAGCCAGUUCUCUUGUUUAAUCCAGCUGCUUUAACGUACACUCGGAGCAGAUUCGGACUCUGUCUAACGGUGCGUCACGUCAACUGCUUUAUUUCCUUUGAUUCAGACAAGUCGAUUCUUUUAUUGUGGUUAGAUACUCCAUGUUAGAUCCGCAUGAAAGCAUGGGUGUGCUUAGUGCGAAGCUAAUUAACGUUAGCAGAGCGGCUUAGCUAAGAGUGUCAGGCCCAUACAAGGAAGUUACACAUGUACAUAGUUGGCCAAGUGUUCACUUUUGGAAGUCAUUAAUAUGGGCUGGGUACUGUCACAACUGUGUAAUUGUGUGGAGUAAAUGGCCUUCACUCUGUAGCUAUCAAUUCCACACAGUAAUGUUACGCGUAUGAAUGUCCGUCGUUUUCCCAACUAAGUGGCAUGUCAGGUGGAUUACUAGCUUUCAAGUGAUGGUCUGUAAAUAUACCAGGAUGACCUGAUGACGUUAUCUGGCUUCUUUGACCUGUUCCUCCAUCAUUCCAUCUCUGUUGGCUAGGACGUCCCUCCUGCAUCUUACCUUCUGCCAACGACUGCCCCCCCUCCCACCUUGAGUCUGCUACAUCCUCUUCCUUCAAAGACCUCAAACACACUGGGAUUGAACUGAGCCAGCCCCACAGAGAGCUUCUGCCCAACAUCCUUCAUAUAGAAGAGACAAUGUAUUGCCUACAGUGGUUGCUUCCUGUGCUGCUCAUCCCCAAGCCGCUGAACCCAGCGUUGUGGUUCAACCACUCCAUGUUCAUGGGCUUCUACCUUCUCAGCUUCCUGCUGGAGAGGAAGCCCUGCACCAUCUGUGCCUUGGUCUUCCUGGCUGCCCUUUUCCUCAUCUGCUAUAGUUGCUGGGGCAACUGCUUCCUCUAUCACUGCCAGGACGCCGCACUGCCGGAUGCAGCCCACGACCCUGCUAUAGUGGGGACCUAGAGGAAACACAUAAGAGACAUCAUAAAAGGGGAAUGGGGGCUGUGAAGGGUGACUAGGCUUUGCUGGUGAGUGAUACUGCCGUGCUGUCAGGGUGGAUGGACUACUACUCUUGGGGUGGGAGAGCACUGUUGAAGGACUGCUGGAGUGGAAUAACACAGAGAGUGCUCAGCCAAAGGCAGUUUUGGGGAGAAGAAGAACCAGUUAUAGAGGAUUAUGGGGCCUGUUUUGCCAUGCUGUAAAGACAGACUUGAAUUUCAGGUUGUAGGAGGAGAGGAGGGGGAAGCAAUGUCUGAGGAGACAUUAUGUGUACUUUAAUAUAACAGGGAGAAGAAGAAGGGGAACCCAAACUUUAAAUGCUGAGGGGAAAAAGGUGUGUGGACUUCUGGAAAGAGUUUAAAUUUCAACAGCUUUCAUUCCAGCAUUUGAAUGAAAACUAGCCAAUAUAUACUCUACUUAUGACCGCUUUCAGUAUUCUAGUUCCUUUCUAUCCCUCUGAGUUGUUUACUGUCACUAAGAACAUUACUCAACACAAAAGUCACUUUCUAAAAAAACCCGUAGGUUCUUCUUUUUAGAAUGACAACGUUCUGCACCUCAAACUGCCAAAACUGACGCAGCCCUGCUGAGAUCUGCAGACGGAGUCGGAUGUUUCAGUUUUCACUACCAGCUACUCUUGCUUCUCAGUCCCAUACUGUUUAUACUUUAUAAGCCAUGUAGUGUUAAAGAAUAGGUGGCAUCUUGACACGUUUGCCUGUAGGAGCUCUUCACAGUCCAGCCUAACUGACCUGACGUCACUUUGGCUCCGCACACAUAAUGCUGUCCUCCACAGGGAGAGCACACACACACACUGGACAAUCAUUAACUAUGCUGUGAAUAAUUCCUCCUGUGCUGCAUAGCCACACAAACGCACCUUAGCAGGUGCAGUAAAACUGUCCCGUUGUUACUACCUGCUGUGCACUGCAGCUGCCCCCCUCCUCGUCUUCCCCGUCUCCUCUUCCUCCUCUCGCCUCAGAGUCUCCUCCCAUCAGAAUCACCAUCUUUCUUUUUGCGUUUUCUUCUUGUUUUUUUUCUGUUUGUUUUCUUUGUGCAUGAGUUGCUGUUAGUUAUUUUUCAAGCCUGAAUUUCACACAUGGAUUUUAAUUAAUUAAAAGAAAAUGCUGAAAGUUUCCAAAGGGUAGAGAAUCAUCUUGAUGCAUGGAUGUGUGUGUAUGAAAGGAAAAUGUAUGUCAUGUGCAAUAGGUGUGUAUUUUUUGUGAUCAUGACAUGUUAAUGAGUGUAAAAAUGUGGUGAUGAUACACAGUUUGAAUUAAUGGAUGAUCAGUAUCCAGCAACAAUAACUAAUACAGAGGGUCAAGUUUUCACUGACAUUAAAAGUUUAUUUUUCAUUAAA
This is a messenger RNA of Scatophagus argus, 3095 nucleotides long. RefSeq names its product bladder cancer associated protein (gene blcap). Lineage: Eukaryota; Metazoa; Chordata; Actinopteri; Scatophagidae. The coding region runs from base 1445 to 1708 and encodes 87 amino acids. The transcript is spliced from 2 exons. The record is from RefSeq and is a predicted model, not a curated record.